Molecule: messenger RNA, 2925 nt
Organism: Puntigrus tetrazona (Sumatra barb)
Lineage: Eukaryota; Metazoa; Chordata; Actinopteri; Cypriniformes; Cyprinidae
Product: potassium voltage-gated channel subfamily A member 10-like
Biological process (GO): potassium ion transmembrane transport; protein homooligomerization
Cellular component (GO): voltage-gated potassium channel complex; membrane
Molecular function (GO): protein binding; delayed rectifier potassium channel activity
Source: RefSeq, a predicted model, not a curated record
CCCCGUUCACACGCUUCGCACGCUGUCGACCGGAUAUCGUUAACUUAGUGCCCGUUUUACGACGACUUUCUCCAGCAUUUCUUGGCGAACGUGAAGAGUCUUCCGGUGUUUACGUUCGGCGCGCGCGCUCUCGGAGACGCGUCACCGGUCGCGCAGCAACAGGUUGAAGCACCUUGGAUUCUUCCUCAUUGCGUGGACCUCCACCUAAAAAAACAAAUGACCGAUAUCAGUUCAAAAUUGUAAACCAGUGGGAUUGUCCUGGUGUAGAUUCAAUUCAUUGGUGGUCUGAUAUCCGGGGCCACAUGACUGUCCAGGCUGGAAGAAUUGAGGUGGCGCUAGUUGACUUUGAGGGGAUGGAGAAUACUAACGGUGUGGACAAUUUCAAUGACCCAGACUAUCCAAAUGAGAUGACGGCUUUGACAGUAGAAAUGCCAGAGUUUGGGCCUGACAGCACCUACUGCAAUUCAUCAAAAGUGUCACCAUAUAAAGAGAGGAUGCCACAAAAUUUAGACAAACCUCAAUCACCGGUCCUGCCCCCUCACACCAGGAGAGGGCGUGCCAGCUGCGCUAGUCUGAUUUCCAACUGGAAAUUACUCCUGAACAGUGAAGGAACGCAAAGUGAGACGAUCUUCAGUAAACUGGCCAAAGAAUACGAGGACUUGUUUAUUGACAAGCGACCUCUCGAUGACGGCGAUCAAAAGGUCAUCAUUAACAUCGCUGGCCUUCGCUUUGAAACCCGCCUGAGGACCCUCGACCAGUUCCCAGACACCCUUCUGGGCGGCCCCUAUAAAAGAAUGGGCUAUUUCGACCCCAUGAGAAACGAGUAUUUCUUUGACCGCAAUCGUCCAAGCUUUGACGGGAUCUUGUACUACUACCAAUCCGGCGGGAAGGUCCGGCGGCCUGCGAACGUACCUUUAGACGUCUUCGCGGAUGAGAUCAUCUUCUACGAGUUGGGACAGGAAGCCAUGGACCAGUUUCGCGAAGAGGAAGGAUUUAUCAAAGACGUGGAGGUCCCAUUGCCCUCUAAUGAGUUUUACAGGCAGUUCUGGCUGCUCUUUGAGUAUCCCGAGAGCUCAAACGCAGCCAGAGGGGUCGCCCUGGUUUCCAUCUUCGUCAUCGUCAUCUCCAUCAUCAUAUUCUGCAUGGAGACUCUCCCAGAAUUCAGAGAAGAUAUGGAAAUUUUUCCAACCGCUGGAGUUUCCUUCAACCAGACCACCUUCUCUGACCCUUUCUUCUUAUUAGAGACGGCUUGCAUCAUCUGGUUCUUCUUUGAGCUCUCCGUCCGCUUCCUGGUUUGCCCCAGCAAGCGGGAGUUUUUCAACAACAUCAUGAACAUGAUUGACAUUGUCUCCAUCAUCCCCUAUUUUGUCACGUUGAUAACUGAAGUCGUGACCACCACCAAUAAGUCCAACACAGGGCAGAAUAUGUCACUGGCCAUCCUACGAAUCAUUAGACUGGUGCGAGUCUUCAGGAUCUUCAAGCUUUCCAGACACUCCAAAGGGCUGCAGAUCCUGGGCCAGACGCUCAAGGCCAGCAUGAGGGAACUUGGCCUGCUUAUCUUCUUUCUCUUCAUCGGCGUCAUCCUCUUCUCAAGCGCCAUCUAUUUUGCUGAGGUGGAUGAUCCCAACACCCAGUUUGUUAGCAUCCCUGAUGGAUUCUGGUGGGCUGUGGUGACCAUGACCACUGUGGGAUAUGGAGACAUGUGUCCUAUUACUUUAGGCGGUAAGAUUGUGGGCACUCUAUGUGCCAUUGCUGGGGUGUUGACCAUCGCCCUGCCUGUGCCUGUAAUCGUCUCCAAUUUUAACUACUUUUACCAUAGAGAGACAGAGCAGGAGGAAAAGCAGCCCAUAGCUGAAUCAACUGAUCAAGCUUUAAAGUCAGGGAAUACAAAACAUGGAAGUAGUUCCUCUCUGAACAAGGCAAAUGGGAGCUGGCAGACUGACAAAUCCAAGUGUUAAACCCAUAUCGAAUUUUAUUUUCAUGAGCGUGAAUCUCAUUAAACAUGUCCAGGUCAUAUUUCACCACAAAAUCAAGACACCCAGAUAGCAUAAUGCAAGAUGACUUCAUAUGGAAAGCAUCUGCUGUGUUUGAACAUCUAAUGAACGUCUUUAAGAUGUCAGUUUUAUUUACAUUCAAAUAGACGUAUUGAAGAUGGGCCAGUAGUAUAAAAAAUACAUCUUGCAGAUGUCUCCGUGAUGUGCUAUGUGAGUUAUAUUUUGGAUUAAGAAAAUAGUCUAUUUUAUUAUCACUGUAAGUUUUAUCAGAGCAAAUAAACACAUCCUCGUUCCAUUUCCCAUAAAAGUAAUGGAUGUUUUACCUUUAUUUUUAACUCAUUCUUAAUGGCUUUAAUUUUCAUCAGAUUCUGAUUAUUGUAGGAGUAUCCUAUAUAUUUAUCAGUUUAAUGCUGUAAAGCAAGUACUUCCAAUUAUGUCAGAAUUUUUUUAGCAAUAAGAAGUUUUUUCUGCAUUACAUUAAUGCAAAUAUGAAGGAAAAAUAAUGCAAAUAAUUCACAAAUAAUUAGCAACGGUGUUAAAAUUGGCUAUAAAAUUACUAGUUUUUGCUAUUUUGGGGAAUCUGUGAAAUAUGACCUUGACGAGCUUUCCACAGGUUUUCUGAGAUCCAGCCAAUAAUGUUAUAGUACUUCAGUGUUUUCAGUUCUUGGGAGCAGAUGAUUAUAAACGUUACCUAACGUGAAUGAUACGAAUGUGAGAGCAGUUUCUCUGAAAACAUAAGUAGCAGAAUUUAAAUGUCACGUUAGAUUUUCAUCUGCGUUGCAUAAUCCUUUUAUUAAAUAAUAAAUCAACCUAAACCAUCUCAUAAUCCCAUAAACCUAUCACAUCAGGUCCACUCUUAUAAUUAAAAAUUACAGAAUCACUCUGAAAAUUAAAUGACAACUGCUCUGUCGUCAACUGUGUUUGGGUGACU